Molecule: messenger RNA, 1099 nt
Organism: Diceros bicornis minor
Lineage: Eukaryota; Metazoa; Chordata; Mammalia; Perissodactyla; Rhinocerotidae
Gene: TCEAL7
Product: transcription elongation factor A like 7
Exons: 3
Coding region: 156-458 (100 amino acids)
Source: RefSeq, a predicted model, not a curated record
UACUGCCCUGAAGCGUUCGUGUUUUUGGCCAAGAGAGGGAGGACGUAAAUUCCUUAAAUCUCAGCAGGUCAGAGGGUCUGUGUUCACAGACAUCUCGAGGCAAGAAAAAGAGGAGGAAACUAUCCCGAAUCGUCACAGCAGGAAACAACAACAUCAUGCAAAAACCCUGCAAAGAAAAUGAAGGAAAGCCCAAGUGCAGCGUGCCAAAGAGAGAGGAAGAACACCCCUAUGGAGAAUUUGAACGCCAACAAACAGAAGGGAAUUUUAGGCAAAGGCUGCUUCAGUCUCUCGAGGAAUUUAAAGAGGACAUAGACUAUACGCAUUUUAAGGAUGCAGAAAUGACAAGAGAGGGAGAUGAGAUGGAAAGGUGUUUGGAAGAGAUAAGGGGUCUGAGAAAGAAAUUUAGGGCUCUGCAUUCUAACCAUAGGCAUUCUCGAGAUCGUCCUUAUCCCAUUUAAUGCAUUUCUCCCGAAUUCAACUAUUUUCUUUUAUUAAUAUUGCUACCAUUGGUUUCUUUUCGUUUGCAUUUUCUUGCUAAAUAUUUGCUACCAUUUUACUCCAAUCCUUCAAUUUUCAUUUGAUCUACAUAUGAUUCUUGUUACCAACAUCUCAUCUUUUGACUCAGUCUCACUCAUUUAAUAGGGAUGUUUCAUUCAUUUGCAUGGGAAGAUGCUCAUUGUAUAUUGUAAAGUGAAAACAAUGCGUUGCAAAACAGUAUAUAUAUACACACACACACAUAAACCUUAUAUAUACAUUUAUAUAUGACAUAAUGUAAAAGAAAAUGAAUUAUUAUACACCCAAGGGUUAACAGUGAAUCUCUGUGUGAUCUGUAUUUUAUUCCUUUAUUUAUUGGCCUAUUUGCAUCUUCUCGUUUUUCAAAAAAUGAAUAUAUAUGUGUGUAUGUGUAUGUAUUACUUGUGUCACAAAGAAACUAAAAUAAACAGGCACAAUAAAAGAAUUUGUCAAUCACCUUUGAAGGGCAGUGAAACACUUAAUAAACUCUUAAUAAUGAAACCAUAAAAAAGAAAUGUAAACCUUAAAUUACCUCUGGGUCCCUUAGCCAGAGGAAUAAAACGGCAAUUAUUACAGAUACACUUGC